AUGUCCAGCAUCAUACGCACCGUGGAAGUUGGACCAAACCCAACUGAAUGGUACGGCACACUUGUCGUGUCAGGUAUCAAGUACAGUGAUGAUAGUCAAGUAGCCAUCAAGGAGUUUCUCGGCAUCUCGUUCAAGUCGCCCGUUCCUGUUGACCAAAAUGCCUUCACCGUAGCCGUUAAUCCUUGGCAGUCUGUUACGGCAGAAGUCAUCAAUGACCCAAUUGAUGCAUCGACCUCUCUUGUCACGGCGAAACUCAACUUUGAAAGUAGCUACAAGUUCAACACGUCCGACACCAUAACAAUUGGCAUCAACGGCGACUUGAGAGAUAAUCCUGAGCAGUACACGGAAUCUGUCAGGCUCGCCGCCGAUGCGGUCCCCGACAUCAACGGGACUGUUGUGAUUACAACCGCAGCUGCCCCGGAUCCAGCGCUUGCGUCCCAGAACGUGACCUUGUCAUUUGCACAAGGCUCACGAAACUUCCCUGCUAGCGCACUACCUGGGAAGACCACGUCGAUCCAAAUUCCAUAUGGCGAAUACGUCGUGGCGAGCUCGGAGCUCACGACUGCGGACCAAACUGUGGUCGCCACGUCUGAAGUUUCGCCCACCUCUCUAUCCGUCUACACCGGCGAAGAAGCUGCCGUCGACGUCACUUUCGGCUCCGUUCAAAAAUACAGCGCCAUAGAUGUAUCGAUUGGAGACUUUUCGUCUCUCGAGUCUGAACUGUUCCAUGUAUACCUGACUCUUGACGGCAGUCCACUCACGGACUUUUACAGCGGCGACAAUGAGACAAUUUCUCUACGGCGACUUCCGGCUUCGGGGACAGUCAAAGUUUCCAUUGAUGUCAUUUCGCUAAAUAAUGUUCGGUAUGAAUUUUCCACAAAGAGCCUGAACCUCGCUGCCCAACUUUUCAACGUCACGUUUGGCGAAAGUGAUGUUACAACCUCGCCCGUGGAUACCACGGGCUUUGUUAAACUGCCCAUUGUGGUGAAAUCAGAUAUCACAUUGGGCCAGGAUAUUUCCGUCCGUAUCGAAUCAGAUGAGCUCAUAUACACUCAAAAGGUUCCAGGCAAGGCAGGUACCACGCCGUUCUCGGUUGUUGUGGCUCCGGGACAGUACAAAGUUCAAAACUCCAGCUUCGUCAUAGACGGAACCGUAUAUGCUGUUAAUAGCCCAAACACAUUGACGGUUGCGAGCGACGGUAGUACAAAGCUCGAUCUAGAGCUGAUUCAAGGAGCAAAUCUCCGCGUUAAAGGCUUCCCUAGCUUCUUGAGCUUUGGCGGUCUCGCAGACUUGACUCCAAACAACGCAGAUGACUUUGUCGCAGCGCGCGCUUCGUCCGUCUUCAAAUAUGCCGGUAACGACGGUGCUGGCGACAGCGGUGAGUUCUUGAAAGACGAUCCUGCUACUAAGCGAACCAUUGAACUCGCGCGCGACAUUGAGGCGAAACUUGGAGAUGGGAGCUCCGUACUGCCAAUAAUGAUUUCUUACACGGUCAACCUUUCUCUGGGCGAUAUUUACAAAAAGCUGCAAGACACGACUGGCCUUACGCACAGCUUCGCAAAUCUGAUUCUGUCACUCAAUAUAUCUAAUAGCUUCAUCGAUCAGGACCAUCCCGUACCCGCGGGGUUCAUUGUCAAUGCCGACUUCCUCGGAGAGGGCCAGAAGGAGAAUCUUGUCGACUAUGCCAUGCCUGUCAGGGAGCCCCUACAGGGUGCACUUGACCAUUGGAGUGUCCAGGAAUCCAUACCUGACUCAAUCAGUGACACUUUUGCCGGCUAUACUCUCGCUGUCAACUGGCUCAUCCGCACUGUUGCCCCCAGCGUCACCUUUGGUUGGCAAGUCAAUGUUUGGGGCGGAGGUACUUCUACUUGGAUCUACGAUACAUCGGCUGAUAAUCAGCAACCGCUCAAGCAAGCCAAGCAGACGGCCCAGUACAUAAAGCAGCUCGGCAUAUACGACGGCGACUACGCGCCCGACUUCCUCGCCGUGGACCGAUUUGAAGCCGACGACUGGACUCAGCGCUCCUACGUCCCCGGGUACUUCUAUGGCCCCUACGAAUGGCGUCGCUAUUACGACUUUGUCAAGUAUCUCGGCCUGGAGCUGCAAGUGCCCGUGACGCCCUGGCAGAUUCCGUCGAGCCACGCGCCGCUCGUCGCGGAUGCCGUUGCGAGCGAUUUCGAUCCGCAGCACUGGGGCACGGGAGGCAGCUACUUGUUAAGUGAUGCCGACGUCGGUUCCGAUAUCAAUAACAUUAACACGACUGUGCUCGACUUGGAGCUUAACGCCUCGCUCAUCCAAGCCAAAACUGCCAGAGAGGUUUGGCAGCGCGGUGAGCCGUUCGAUUUGUCACAGCCGGCAUACCUGACUUUCCUGUGCGUGGUAUAUUCGCGGUCCUGCUUGGAGGAGGCUCGACGACUGGAAUUAUUUCGACUGUUGGAAAUGCAGGGAGUUGGGUGA
Messenger RNA from Metarhizium acridum CQMa 102, 2457 nucleotides. RefSeq lists its product as uncharacterized. The record is from RefSeq and is a predicted model, not a curated record. Lineage: Eukaryota; Fungi; Ascomycota; Sordariomycetes; Hypocreales; Clavicipitaceae.